GACCAAUUGGAGUAUUCUCCUUUACUGUGGUUUGAACGCUAGAUUCAACGCUUGCUUGUUCACUGGUACUUUGGUAGAUAGCGGUAGUACUGUGACAUUGCUUAACUAGAUAAAUAUACCAGUGUCACAAAAAAUGGGCAAAGGAGAAAAACCCCGUGGACGUAUGUCAGCUUAUGCUUUCUUUGUGCAGACGUGCCGAGAAGAGCAUAGAAAAAAACAUCCAGAUGAAAAUGUUGUGUUUGCAGAAUUUUCAAGGAAGUGUGCAGAGAGAUGGAAGACAAUGUCAGAAAAGGAGAAGCAGCGUUUUCAACAGAUGGCAGAGAAGGAUAAAAAACGAUAUGAAUCGGAAAUGGCAAAUUAUAAGCCACCAAAAGGGGAAAAAAGGGAAAAACGUAAAAGGACAAAGGACCCCAAUGCACCUAAAAGGGCACUGUCAGCAUUUUUCUGGUUUUGCAAUGAUGAACGACCCAAAGUGAAGGAAAUGAUGCCCAGUUCUUCAGUUGGUGACAUUGCAAAAGAACUUGGCAAGAGAUGGAAUGAAGUGUCUGAAGAUUUAAAAUCCAAAUAUGAAGGGUUAGCUGCAAAAGACAAAGCACGAUAUGAAAAGGAAGUUAAGGCUUACAAAGGUAAGAAAUCAAAAGGUGGAACACCAGCUGCUAAAGUAGGUGGUGCAUCUAAGAAAAAGGAUGACUCAGAUGAGGAGGAGGAGGAAGAAGAAGAAGAGGAGGAGGAGGAAGAAGAAGAUGGUGAGGAAGAUGAUGAUGAAGAUGAUUGAAAAGAGUGGUAAUCUUUGUAGAAUUGGGGGAUUUCUUAGAUAUGUUUAUAGGUCAUCUAGGGGCAACCGGCUUGGUUUUGGUAUGUCUGCCCAGCGUUUUCAUUUGCAUAACUGUAUUACAUGAAAAUAUAUUUCCCUUCAUUGUACUUAGAAAAACUGAAAAAUUAUAGUCUUGCUCAAUCCCGUUUAAUUAAUUUUACCUUGUGUAUUUAAAGGGAUGAAAAAAAUCCAUCGCAGGCAAAGUUUAUGCCAAAUAAACAUUUUGUUUAUUUCUUGAA
Molecule: messenger RNA, 1053 nt
Organism: Limulus polyphemus (Atlantic horseshoe crab)
Lineage: Eukaryota; Metazoa; Arthropoda; Merostomata; Xiphosura; Limulidae
Gene: Dsp1
Product: high mobility group protein B1-like
Biological process (GO): regulation of transcription by RNA polymerase II
Cellular component (GO): nucleus
Molecular function (GO): DNA binding, bending
Source: RefSeq, a predicted model, not a curated record